Molecule: messenger RNA, 1450 nt
Organism: Malania oleifera
Lineage: Eukaryota; Viridiplantae; Streptophyta; Magnoliopsida; Santalales; Ximeniaceae
Product: signal recognition particle 43 kDa protein, chloroplastic
Exons: 1
Coding region: 214-1320 (368 amino acids)
Cellular component (GO): nucleus; cytoplasm
Molecular function (GO): protein binding
Source: RefSeq, a predicted model, not a curated record
AUUUUAUUUAUAUUUAAUAAUAAAAAAAUAAAGUAUAAUAAAUUUAUGUGGCAGCAGAGAUUGAGAACUGAAGAAUGGAUAUGGACAUGUGGAUGGCGUUUCUUAUCCCAAAAUCCAUCUCUCUGCUAGAUUACGCCCCCUCUGUAACACUACACACCACCCCCCCCCCCCCCCCCUUUCCUCCCUCUCACCUGCGAGCCUCCAUUGUCGCCGAUGAAGGCUCUCUCCGUUAAUCCAUCUCUUUCCCGCCUCAAAUUCUCCACCAAAACUCCCAAUCUCCUUCCAAAAACUUCUUUCUCCUUUCCCAAAACCCUCAAUUUCAGAGUCUCAGCCAUCCAAACACCACCGCAGACACAUUCUCCGGACCCAAACGAGACGUAUCAGUCCUACGACCAAGAUGAGUCGUACGGAGAAGUCAACAGGAUCAUCGGCAGCAGAGCCGCUGCCGACGGCGGAAUGGAGUACCUGAUAGAGUGGAAGGACGAUCACGCCCCCACCUGGGUCCCCUCUGCCUACGUCGCGAAGGACGUCGUCGCGGAGUACGAAACCCCCUGGUGGACCGCCGCCAAGAAGGCCGACGCCGACACACUCCAGAACCUCCUCGACGCCGGAGACGGCCGAGACGUGGAUGCCGUCGACGAGGACGGCCGAACGGCGCUGCAUUUUGUCGCUGGUCUGGGAUCCGAACCCUGCGUAAGGCUUCUCGUCGGCGCCGGUGCCUACGUGAACCGCCGCGACGGGCGCGGCGGCCUCACGGCGCUUCACAUGGCGGCCGGAUACGUGAGACCGGACGCGGUUCGGGCGCUGCUCGAGUUGGGCGCGGACCCGGAGGCGGAGGACGACGGGGGACGGACGGCGAUGGGGCUGGCGAGGGAGGUGCUGAAGGCGACGCCGAAGGGAAAUCCGGUGCAGUUCGCGAGGAGGUUGGGGUUGGAGAAUGUGAUAAGGGUUUUGGAGGAGGCGGUGUUCGAGUACGCGGAGGUGCAGGAGAUCCUGGAGAGGAGAGGGAAGGGGGAUCAGACGGAGUACUUGAUCAAAUGGAUGGACGGUGAAGAUAACGAGUGGGUGAGGGUGGGGUCCAUCGCGGAGGAUCUGGUGAGGGACUACGAGGCUGGGGUGGAAUACGCGGUGGCGGAGUGGGUGGUGGACCGGAGGGACGUGGACGGCGGGAAGAGGGAGUAUCUGGUGAGAUGGACGGACAUGGAGGACGCCACGUGGGAGCCGGAGGAGAAUGUAGAUCCUGAUUUGAUCAAGGAGUUCGAGGCGGGCCGAGCGGGUGGAGCUGGAGAUGUGGAGGCCCGUGUGGAUUUGGGCCCAUGAAUUUGUUUGGGCCUAUCCUGUUGGGCUUUGUUGUUGUAGAAUUGUUUGAGAUGGCUGAGAAUUUGGGCAUUGAAUGUACAAAUCUUUUGAUUUUUUUUUAAAUUUUGAAUUUUGAUAGUUUUGGACUAAA